Paramecium octaurelia is the source of this 2821-nucleotide messenger RNA. The record is from the annotation of a GenBank genome assembly. NCBI's taxonomy places the organism in Eukaryota, Ciliophora, Oligohymenophorea, Peniculida, Parameciidae.
AUGAAUUGCAAGCAGAAGCAGGAUGAGGAUGUUUUUAGGGUUUUGGCUUUGACUAAAGAUGUUGAUGAAGUUGUAUACCCUAUGCUGAUUAAAAAAUUAAAAAUAUAAAAAAUGUAAGAUUGCCAAGAAUUUCUCUCAUAAGUUCAAAAUCAAAGGCAAAUUGAAUAAGAAAAAUUAUUAGUAGAAAAUUCUUCGUUAUUGGGAAAGAAAUAGAUGCUUAAUGUCGAAGAGAACAUCAUUAAGAUAAUUACAGAUGUUCUCUAGAAAAUUGAAAAUCAUGAAUUUAAUAAACAGAAUUACUCCUUAGCUGAAUGCAAUGAAAUUAAAUAAGAUUUGAUCAAAAAAAUAUCCUUAGAUAAAAAGAUCAUAGAAUUUCUCAAAUUUUUAGUUCAACUUACUGCCUUAGAUGAGAGAUACAUAUAGUGUGGAUCAAAUUCUUUUCAUUUAUUAGUUGAAAUGAGGGUUGAUUUAAAGGAACAACUUUUUGAAAAAAUUAGAAUUAGAAAUACUUCACUAUUAAGAGCAAAUUUAAUGAGAAGUGACUUCAGUGGAUCUGAAUUUGAUAAUGUUCUUAUUAGUGGUAUGAAUUUGAAUGGAGCCAAAUUAUUUAAUUGCAAGUGGAGAAAUUUAAAAAUAAAUGAAUUAAAUAAGUUGAAAGCUCAUAGUGGUAGAGUCAAUAAAGUAUGCUAUUCUCCUGAUGGUAAGUCAUUAGCUUCUUGCAGUGAUGAUAAAUCUAUUUGUUUGUUGGAUAUUAGAACAGGUAAUAUAAAAUCCUUAACAAAAAAUGAGAGAGAGGUAAAAUCAAUUUGCUUCUCACCUAAUGGUACUACAUUAGCAUCUUGCAGCCGGAAAUUUGUUUAUUUAUGGAAUCUCAAAAAGUGGAAAUAAAUACUGAAAUUAGAUGGUCACUCCGAUGAAGUCGUAUAGGUUUGUUUCUCCUCGGAUGGAACUACAUUAGCAUCCAAUAGUCAAGAUAAGUCUAUCCGAUUAUGGGAUGUUAAGACAGGAUAGUAAAGAUGCAAAUUAGAUGGUCUUACUAGUUAUGCUAGGUCAGUCUGUUUCUCUCCUAAUGGUACUACAUUAGCUUCUUGUAGUAAAGAUAAAUCUAUUCGUUUAUGGGAUGUUGAGACUGGAUAAUAAAAAUGCAAAUUAUACGGCCAUUCAAAUUAUAUUAACGUAGUCUGUUUCUCUCCAGACGGUACUAUAUUGGCAUCUGGUAGUUAAGAUAAAUCUAUCCGUUUAUGGGAUGUUAAGACAGGAUAAAAAAAACCAAAAUUAUAGGGUCAUUCGUGUGGAGUUCUAACAGUCAGUUUUUCUCCUGAUGGUACUACAUUAGCAUCUGGUAGUUCAGACUAUUCUAUCUGUUUAUGGGAUGUUAAGACAGGACAAUACUAUGCUAAAUUAGGUGGUCAUAGUAAGAGCGUUAAUUCUAUCUGUUUCUCUCCAGAUGGCAGUACAUUAGCAUCCUGUAGUGAUGAUAAGUCUAUCUAUUUAUGGGAUGUAUUGGCAGAAUAGCAAAAAAAAGACAAAAUGGAUGGUCAUUCAGAUAGUGUUAAUUCAAUUUGUUACUCUCCUGAUGGUACUACAUUAGCAUCUGGUGGUUCAGAUAACUCUAUCUGUUUCUGGGAUGUUAAGACAGGAUAAUAAAAAGCUAAAUUAGAUGGUCAUUCUGAUUCAGUGUAUUCAAUUUGUUACUCUCCUGAUGGUACUACAUUAGCAUCUGGUAGUCAUGAUAGCUCUAUCCGUUUAUGGGAUAUUAAGACAGGAUAAUAAAAAGCCAAAUUUGAUGGUCAUGAAUAUGCAGUUACUUCAAUCAAUUUCUCUCCUGAUGGUAAUACAUUAGCAUCUGGUAGUUAUGAUAAGUCUAUCCGUUUAUGGGAAGUUAAGACAGUUGAAUAAAAAGCCAAACUAGAUGGUCAUGAUUGUUUUGUCAUGUCAGUCUGUUUCUCUCCAGAUGGUACUACAUUAGUAUCUGGUAGUUAGGACAAUUCUAUCCGUUUAUGGGAUGUUAAGACAGGAUAAUAAAAUGCCAGAUUAGAUGGUCAUGAUAGGAGUGUUAAUUCGAUCUGUUUCUCAUCAGAUAGUAGUACAUUAGCAUCUGGUAGUCGUGAUAUGUCCAUUUGUUUAUGGGAUUUUAAGAAGGGAUAAUAAAAAGCCAAAUUAUAUGGCCAUCAAGAUGAAAUUAGUUAAGUCUGUUUCGCUCCAGAUGGCAGUGUAUUAGCAUCUGGUAGUUAUGAUAAGUCUAUCUGUUUAUGGGAUGUUAAAACUAGAUAAAAAAAAGCCCAAUUAGAUGGUCAUUAUAGAUGUGUUACUUCAGUCAAUUUCUCUCCAGAUGGCACUACACUAGUAUCUAGUAGUUUUGAUAAUUCUAUCCGUUUAUGGGAUGUUAAGACAGUUGAAUAAAAAUCCAAAUUAGAUGGUCAUUAAGAUACAGCCACAACAGUCUGUCUCUCCCCUGAUGGUAUCAUAUUAGCAUCUGGUAGUCAAGCUAAUUCUAUCCUUUUAUGGGAUGUUUAAACAGGAUAACAAAUCAUUUCAUCAGAUGAUCGUUAUAACUUUAUUUUAGAUUAUUUUAAACCUGAAAUUUUGAAAAAAAGUUCUCUACAAGAAAGUGGUAUUUCUUUUUAACUAUUAUGAAGUUAUAUUAAAUUUGACCAUCCUUAUAAUAUCACAGUAGCCAAUCUUUUAAUCUUAAAGUGCUCUAAUCUUGAAGGGAGAAUUUCAAAAUUAAAAAGGAAUAAAUUUACGAGCAUUGUUUCAAUAAAGAGGAGGGAUAAUUUUAGAGAAUUAAUAAAGAGUUAACUUAUAUUCCUAAUUAUGA